Molecule: messenger RNA, 513 nt
Organism: Aspergillus udagawae
Lineage: Eukaryota; Fungi; Ascomycota; Eurotiomycetes; Eurotiales; Aspergillaceae
Product: MscL family protein
Exons: 4
Coding region: 1-513 (170 amino acids)
Biological process (GO): intracellular water homeostasis; monoatomic ion transport
Molecular function (GO): mechanosensitive monoatomic ion channel activity
Source: RefSeq, a predicted model, not a curated record
AUGCCUCGCCUCGACGAUAGCACCGAAGCGCUCCUUCGAGCAGGUUACAGCGCCCAGAGUACGGUCAAGCGUGCUUGGGAUGGCUUCGUCAAUUUUGCUGUGCGAGACAAUGUUCUUGAGGUUGCAUUGGGUUUGAUUAUCGCUCAAGCAUUUACCAAGGUGGUUACUUCUUUUGUCUCCGAUAUCAUUCUUCCCAUUAUCGCUCUUCUUCCAUUUUUGCAUCGCAACUUCGACGAGAAGUUUGCCGUGCUCCGACGUGGACCACAUUAUGUCAAGGAGAAAGGGUAUAAUACCCUCGAGCAGGCGCGAAACGACGGCGCCCUGGUACUGGCUUAUGGCGCAUUCCUCGAGACAUUGCUUAGCUUUUUCGGUGUCAGUCUUACAUUGUAUGCGAUCGGACAUCUCUACACGUGGAUCUCCAAUGAUCAGGUCAUUAAGCAAACAGUGCGAUGCAAAUAUUGUCGGAAGGACAUUAGUGAGAAGGACGGUCGCGAGGAUUCGCGUCAACAGUAG